Molecule: messenger RNA, 1188 nt
Organism: Rubroshorea leprosula
Lineage: Eukaryota; Viridiplantae; Streptophyta; Magnoliopsida; Malvales; Dipterocarpaceae
Source: the annotation of a GenBank genome assembly
UUUUAGUUGAAACAUGAAGAACAUAUUAUAUUCAAUAUAUUUAAUAAAUAGGGGCUCAGCAUAUCUUAUUGAUGAAUGGCCCAUGAGAGGUGGAACACAGGAUAGCUGGUGAAAUGGCAAGCUGGUUGCAAGCUAGACCUGAGCUUAGCUGUCAUAAGGAUGAGCUCAAGCAGUUGAGUUCAUUCAAGGUGGUUGGCCUUGGAAAGGGCGAUCAUGAAGAUGAGCUCAAGCAGUUGAGUUUAUCUGAGGUUGUUUACCUCAUCCAAAUGGGCUGUCAUGAAGAUGAGCUCAAGCAGUUGAGUUCAUCCGAGGCAGUUGAGUUCAUCCGAGGUUGCUUACACCAUCCAAGGGAGUUCACCUUGGAAUGGGUUGUCAUAAGGAUGAGCUCAGUUCACCUCGGACUAGGCUGUCACGAGGAUGAGCUCAAGCAUAGGCUGAGUUCAUUCGAGGUUGUUUACCUCAUCCGAGGUAGUUCACUUCGGAAUGGAGAAGGACAAAAACCCGACACGGACUCUUCAGGACGAAUGCAGGAGAAGUGUCGGCACCUUGUUGAGGGUGUUGACACCUUGCAGCUCGUGCUGCAUAUCUUUCAAUUCAUGCUCGUCCUCUGCACCUCGUGUUCAAGUUCUGCACUUCAUGCUCGGCCUUUGCAGCUCGUGGCUGACCUUGGCACUCCAAAGAUCUUGCCCGAGUUCUGCAUCGUGCUUGUGAGCUCGGCAACUCGUGCUUUUGAACUCAGCAGCUCGCAGCUCAUGUUCUUGCAGUUCGCUUCUCAUGCUCCUGCAAUUCCCAGCUCGUGUUGCAGCAGGGACUUUACAGCUCGUUAUUGUCAAAUUUCCACGGGAUAAUAACUCCAAAUGGCUUGCUCGUUACAGCUCGUUAUUCACAACUUUAUUGGCAAAUUUUUCAAGCCUCCAACUGGUUCGGUGAUGCUACGUGGGCAGUUGAAUGCCUCUGCUCUCAACUGAGCAUGAGAUGAGACUACUGGCUUCUCAGAGCAGCAUGUGUGUUCCCAGUAGUGGUUGAACUGUCAUCUUGAAGGGUGGUGUCCAGUACCUCCAGAGCUUCCAUCUCUAACACUACCAUCAGCAUUUUCUGUCAUUGGAACCAUAGUCUUUUGCUCCCUAACAGCUGAUUGGAUUCUUACUUAAGUGACUUUAGGCUACGAAAGAAAGGAUGACAAUAUUG